This is a messenger RNA of Daktulosphaira vitifoliae (grape phylloxera), 2056 nucleotides long. It is a transcript of the gene Ns3, whose product is annotated as large subunit GTPase 1 homolog. Gene Ontology annotation, molecular function: GTPase activity; GTP binding. Gene Ontology annotation, cellular component: cytosol. NCBI's taxonomy places the organism in Eukaryota, Metazoa, Arthropoda, Insecta, Hemiptera, Phylloxeridae. The record is from RefSeq and is a predicted model, not a curated record. Bases 139 to 1926 code for a protein of 595 amino acids. Gene Ontology annotation, biological process: ribosomal subunit export from nucleus. The transcript is spliced from 9 exons.
AUAUUAUAAAUUGAUAUGAGUUAAUAAAUAUUACAUUAAUAUAAUAUUAUUUUAUUUUAUUACUACUAAAUAAAUAAAUCGUUGUUUAAAUAAUAUCAAUACUUAAUAUAUAAGUUAAAAAGAAAAACAAGAUUAGUUAUGGGUAAAAAAAAAGGAGCUAGUGGUGGACAUAAUUUUGGACGUGCAUUAAUUAAAGACAGAUUUGGUCGUACUAAUAGAAAUUUAAAUCCUGAUUCAUUUUUGCAUACUUCUGAAUUGGCUGAUGGGUAUGAAUGGGGCAGACUUAAUUUACAAUCUGUUACUGAACAAAGUUCAUUUGAAGAGUUUUUGUCUACAGCUGAGUUAGCAGGGACAGAAUUUACUGCAGAAAAAUUAAAUAUUGAAUUUGUACCUGAAACGCGUAUGGUGGGCACAUUAACAAAGGAAGAACGAUCCAAAAUUGAGUUAACUCAUAAAGAAUUUAAUCAUUUCAUUAAAAUUCCUCGCAGACCACAGUGGGAUGGAAAAACUACUCCUGAAGAAUUACAAACAAAAGAAAAACAGAAUUUUCUAGAUUGGCGUCGUAAAUUAGCUGAGCUUCAGGAAGAAAAAGGUUUAGUUUUAACUCCAUAUGAAAAAAAUUUAGAUUUUUGGAGACAGCUUUGGAGAGUUGUAGAAAGAAGUGAUGUUUUAGUACAGAUUGUUGAUGCACGUAACCCUUUACUCUUUUAUUGUGAUGAUUUGGAAAAAUAUGCUAAGGAAGUAGAUAAAACAAAAACCAACUUGUUAUUAUUAAACAAAUCUGAUUUAUUAACUUUAAAUCAAAGAAAAUAUUGGGCAAAAUAUUUUGACUCUAGAGCAGUAUCUAUUGCAUUUUAUUCUGCUAAACAAAAUGCAGAAACUAUUGAAGAAGGGGAUGAGGAAGCCAAUGAAAAAUGUGAAGAAAUUGAAGAAGAAGAAACAGAAGUUAUUGAAGAAGAAGAUUGGAAUAGUUCAGAUUAUGAAACUGAUGAAGAAGAAGAAGUAAUUGGUGAUAAUUAUGAGGAAUGUCCAAAGUUUAAAAACUCUUAUAAUUUGUUGUCAAAAGAAGACCUUAUUACUCUCUUUAAAAAAAUACAUGGAAACAGAAAACGUACUUCUGAAGAGUAUGUUACUAUAGGUCUAGUGGGCUAUCCAAAUGUUGGUAAAAGUUCUACUAUCAAUACAUUGUUAGCAAAUAAAAAAGUAUCAGUAUCCUCUACUCCUGGAAAAACAAAACAUUUUCAGACACUUUUCGUGGAUAAAGAACUAAUGUUAUGUGAUUGUCCUGGAUUGGUAAUGCCUAGUUUUGUAUUUACAAAGGCUGAUCUUAUUGUCAAUGGUAUUCUUCCUAUUGAUCAAAUGAGAGAUCAUAGACCUCCAGUUAAUAUGAUAUGCUCACAAAUACCAAGACAUAUAUUAGAGGAUCAAUAUAGUAUAAUGGUCACAAAGCCACUAGAGGGCGAAGAUCCAGAUCGAGCACCUACUGCUGAUGAAUUUCUUAAUGCUUAUGCUUGUAGCAGAGGAUACAUGACAGCUAAUGGUCAACCAGAUGGCUCAAGAGCAGCUCGUAUAAUUUUGAAACAUUAUGUAACAGGGCGAUUACUAUAUUGUAUUGCUCCACCUGAUAUUGAUCAAUCAAAGUUUCACUCUUUUCCACCGCCUGAUGAAAAUAGAGCCAUGAAAACUUUCACUCCUUUUGAAAAUGUACUCCUUAAGCCUAAUGUAAUGUCUGGCUCUGAUCUUGACCUGAUGUUUUUUCAAAAAGUUUCUAUGGGAGCACAUAGUAAAGGAACAAAAAAAGUUGAUAUAAUGGGUAAUAGUAAUAACCAGUCUCAACCUGGUCAGUCAAAACCUUGGAAAAACCACAAAGAAAAAAGAAAUAAACAUGAAAAAUUGAGACGUCAGUUUAGACAUCUUGAUAUAUGAAUUGAAUUUUUUUUUAAUAAAUGAUAUACAAUUGUGAUACAUAUAAAAUGUUCUGCUUAAGGAACAUGUAUAUAUUAUUAAUUUGUUAAGAUCUCAUACUAAAAUAAAGAUUUUAACAAAUAACAUUUAA